Molecule: messenger RNA, 2457 nt
Organism: Anopheles stephensi (Asian malaria mosquito)
Lineage: Eukaryota; Metazoa; Arthropoda; Insecta; Diptera; Culicidae
Product: SET and MYND domain-containing protein 4-like
Exons: 6
Coding region: 111-2417 (768 amino acids)
Molecular function (GO): protein binding
Source: RefSeq, a predicted model, not a curated record
GCCGAGUUAUGUCAGAGUUUGUUUACCAAAACAUAUGGUAUGAGGCUACAAACAUUAACAAACAGCCUCGAUUCUCAAUCCCUUGAGCAAUUUCGCUAUCAAUUUAAAGCAUGGGAAGUGCAUGGGACACAUUUAUCGAAAGAGCAAUAUUGGAAUUGGAGUUGCACCAGUACCUGCCAGCGCGUUUCAAUGAUGAGCUGGGAGUGAUAACGCGUCUGUCGAACGACACGUCCCGGAGUGAACUGCGAGAAUGGCUUCGCCGCCUUCCGAACAUUCGGCCCGAUGGAGAGGCAUUAUCCGACAAACAUCGCACGAAUGGUAAUGUGAUGUUCAAGGGCAAAUCCAGCAACCAUCUGGUGCUGCAAGCUUAUAACCGAGCCAUCUUUGCCGCCCCAUGCGCCUCGCGAGCACUAGCGUUGGGUCACGCAAACCGUGCCAUUGUGCUGAUUCGUUUAGGACGCUAUCGGGAAGCGUAUGAGGAUUGUCAGCUGGCGCUGGAUGGAGAUUAUCCGGAAGAAAAAAGACUGAAAGUGUACUUCCGCCAAGCGGAAUGUGCCGAAAGCAUGAACGAUCCCAGCAAGCUAGGCCCCAUUGUCGACGGUUUAUCGAAGCUGCAGGCCGAUCCGUCGCGGAUCCUGUCGAAGGGCGAGCGGGAAAAAUUGCAAACACUCCAGGCCAAAUAUGAUGCAGCCGAGAAGCGUACGGUGGAAGAAACUGCAACACCGAGUUAUAGUAACUUUCUCGCAGCUGUAAAGAUCUGUGUAACCCCUACAAAAGGACGACAUGCUAUUGCUCAAGAAACACUUCACACGGAUCACAUCAUUUCCAGAGAAACGGCCGUCUCGUUCGUUCCGGUGUAUGAUCCAAACGGACGCACCUCGUACCACUGCCAAAAGUGUGCCAGGGUGAACGUGAUUCCUUUUCCAUGCUCCAGCUGUGGAGGUGCAUGCUACUGCAGCAUCCAGUGCAGAGCCGAUCACCGACAGGUCCACCGCUUUGAGUGUGCCGGGUAUCAGAAACGGUUGUGGUAUUUCAUCGGAAUCGCCCACCUGGGAAUACGCAGCUUUCUGGACGGUUUCGAUACGAUUCGUAGCGAACUAUUGAAGGUGAGUGCAGCGUCAUGCGUAGAAUGGUCACUCAGAAAAUGGCUAGGCGCAAUCACUAGCGGUGGAAAGGACUACGGCCAGUACGGAAAAGUGUUACGGUUGGUUACAAACUUCCACAAAAUGGAUCCAGACGAUGUGCUGCGCUAUGCGAUGGCCGCUUUAAUGCUCUCCAUUUAUCUGAUGGAAUUUACCCCAUUUUUGAGUGAACAUGGUUUUCCGCAGGAGGUAACUGGCGGCCACUUGCCUAAUUACUGUGCAGCAUUAAUAAUGCGCCACAUCGGGCAACUGGUAUGCAAUGGGCACGCGAUCAGUGAACUCAGCGCUACAUCGCCUUGCGCCUCCUACAGCGAUGCAGCGCGGUUGGAACCGUUCGAUCUGCUGCAGGAGGACAGCUUCCAUCCGCAAGUUGGUCUGUUGCAUCUUUGCUUUAGCAGCGCACGUAUAUUCACAGCGAUAUACCCCCAAAUAAGCAUGUUUAACCAUGCUUGCAAUCCGAACAUUCGCAAUCACUUCGAUCGAUCGACGCUGAUGGUAUACGCUACCCGGCUGAUUGCACCCGACAGCGAGGUGGUUAACUGUUACGGUCCCCAUUAUAAGCUUAUGAGCCGAGAGAUGCGCUUGAUGCAUCUGAAGCAGCAGUACUGUUUCGACUGCACUUGUGACCGAUGCCAAAGUGGCGUCGACACUUUCCUCACAAUGCACAAUGCAAUCCGUUGCUCUCGUUGCUGGCAGCAGUUUUCUUUGGAGCUAAGUAUGGAGCAUUUGCAGGACGGUAAGAGCAUAUACUGUGCCCACUGCUCAGCAGAAAUCGAUACCGAUUGGUACGGCAAUAUUUUGCAAAUCACCAUGAAUGAUGAUCCACACCAUUUGGACAACGAUUUUCGGCGGGUUGUGACGCUAUAUGCCCGGUGCGCACAAACCUUAGUCGGCUCUAACCAAACCAGGGCGGACGUACUGGAGGCCAUACUUCACCGCUACACCAGACAUGCAGUGAGGAGCGACUUUUGGCAUUCUACCCUACGCAAAUAUGCAAUUGAACUUGCAUCGAUCCGGCGUGAACAGUACAACUGCAUGAGCUUAGAAUACUUAACCGGCUGUUUCUAUCUGCUGGAUCUAUGGGCCCUGCUAUAUCUGUGCAACGGUUCUGAACCGGUACAGCUGAAAAAGGAAGAAAAAGCUGCAUUGAAAGAUUUCCGUGCCGCAAUUGGCAUGAUCGGAGUAGAGAAUCGUUUGCUGAUCUUGGAAUAUGCGGAACGAUUUGUUAUACUGGAUGAAGAAACCCCAGAAGAAGAAUGGAUCCCAGUUGAGUGAAACGCAAAUAAAAAGCAUUAGGAUGCUACUGAUCACUUAA